CAGGAAGGAAAAUUAAACUUUACAAGAAAACGAAUGGACGAUCCCCCCACAGAUGGUAACGAAAAGUAAUCCAGAUGGGGUGCAGGUGCUGUAAAAUGAUACAAAGUUAUUUCUUUGAUCCAGUUCAUGCGCCACCUGCUGGUUAUAUCAAUGAAGUAAAUAAUUACAAGCUUGAGGAAGAAGAUGGCAUCAAAGUGAAGGGCAAAGAGAACAAUGAAAUACUGGUACAGAAAAAUGACCUUCAGAAUGAGGAGCUAAAGAGGACCGAGACCAAAAACAGACUGAAUAGCACUCAGGAGCCUUUUUGGCAUCACCGAGGACCUCCCACCCCGGAGGAUCAUGGAGGUAACUCUGUGGCAAAGACUGAUCCCCCUCUCAAUGGAAUUGGUCCCAGUCCUGCUCUGUCCCCCAGUGUAAAUGCCAGUCUCGGCCACGGAAAAGAAAUCACUCCAGAGGAGAGUGGCAGGGGAUCUCUGGCCAGUACUUCAAGUGAGGGGGAUCCCGUUGAACAGUUUGUUAAAGAAAGUGACCCAGGGGGAAAAGAUCAUAAGCAUCGAGCUCCAGAGGAGACUCGAGUCUCCCCAAAUGGAGAUUCCCAAGCUUCGGGAGAAAACGCAACCUCCCCAGGAAGUACCCCUACAUUGGAAGUCCAAAAUCACCUCCUACAGCUACCAGUCCCUGACUAUCCGCAAGUGCAAGUGAUAAACCAGAUUGGUGAUGAAAAUGAUUGUUUUCUGAGCAAUCACAUCCAGGUUGAGCCAAUGGACAGAGUGGAUUAUGCCGGUGGGGAUCCCAUGUCGAACCUGUCUUUUUCUAAAAGGAGAAGCUGGGAUUCAUUCAACGAAGCCAUUAAAACGGAGGCCUUAACGAUGAACUUUAAUGAGGAUGUAUCUGAACAAGACACUGAUUGGGGGCCUGAGCUGGAGGAUGCUGCUGUGGCGGAAGCUCUGGCAGCCCUAGAAGCUGCCACUGCAGGGGAAGAUGGGGAAGAGGGGGACUAGAAGGACAGGGUUACCUCAGAGAUUCUUUUCUCUUUGUUAUCUAUUGGGCCAAAUCCUUCAGGUAAGUAAGCUACUGCCUGGAUGUAAGUUGAACAUUUGGGGAGUGCAUUAGUUCCUUUGGACAAAGAGUCUAUCAUUUCAGGUCAUUCAAAUUAUAAUGGAUUAAAUCAAACUGGACCAGCUUGAAGCUGAUGGUGAUAUCAAGUACAGAAGGAGAGUCAACAAAUUUAUCUCAGCACUUAGCCCCGUGCCUGGCACAUAGUGGUGCUUAAUAAAUACUAGUUGACCAACUGACUGACUGACUGACUGACUGACUGAUUCCCAACUCCCAGCUUAGGCACAUUUCCAGUAAAGUGAAAAGGAUCUGUGGCAAAGAUGCUCUUUAAAAAACAACGAAAUCUCAGCCCCUUCUCUCCCUCCCACGAAAAGCACAACAGAGUCUCAUCAACUAUCAAAUGUCAGCCUGGUCUCUGUUGGGCCAAAGCCAGGUCAGCCUCUUCAAAAUUAUAUCCUCAUAAUCUAAAGGAGCUAAUGCAUCCCUUGGAAGUAUCUAAUGUAUAUCCAGAGCAUGGCUUACUACCAGGUAGGAAUUGGGUCCAUAAGUAAUCAUUUAUGAUGUGUUGAACUAGUUCAAUUGAACAGACUUGGAGGUAAAGCAGAAUUAACCUGUGAAUAAAUGAUUAGCCCUCAGUUGGGUGAUUUCAGA
Molecule: messenger RNA, 1707 nt
Organism: Gracilinanus agilis (Agile Gracile Mouse Opossum)
Lineage: Eukaryota; Metazoa; Chordata; Mammalia; Didelphimorphia; Didelphidae
Gene: PGCKA1
Product: chromosome 6 C4orf19 homolog
Exons: 3
Coding region: 75-1001 (308 amino acids)
Source: RefSeq, a predicted model, not a curated record